Messenger RNA from Elgaria multicarinata webbii, 2074 nucleotides. RefSeq names its product EGF domain specific O-linked N-acetylglucosamine transferase (gene EOGT). NCBI's taxonomy places the organism in Eukaryota, Metazoa, Chordata, Lepidosauria, Squamata, Anguidae. Gene Ontology annotation, molecular function: protein O-acetylglucosaminyltransferase activity. Gene Ontology annotation, cellular component: endoplasmic reticulum lumen. The record is from RefSeq and is a predicted model, not a curated record. The transcript has 16 exons. Bases 159 to 1742 code for a protein of 527 amino acids.
CUUUGUGACUUCAGCAACCAUUACAUCAGUCUCUGUCCUCGCCUCAUACCUAUUUGCAUGUCUAGCAACCAAAAGCCAAAGACCACCCUACUUCACAAGCUUAGAAGCAAAGGGCCAAGAUAAAUACAUAUGGGCAUAUAAAGGUUUUCCUAACUGCCAUGUUAAUGCUGCUUGCGUUUGGAGUGUUACUUCAAGAAGUCUUGGCUAGAACUAAAGAUGAAAAUCUCAUUAAUGGCAGCAGUACCCCACAAGUGCAAUCACAUAGCUAUGAAAACAUCAACUUGCCAGAAGAGCAUAUCACAUACUUUUUACGUAAUAACCAGCACGUUGCCACAGCCUGCAAGCAAGAUCCGCAUUGCCCAUAUAAAAAACACUUGAAGAAAUUAAAAGGCUGUUGGGGCUAUGAGAAAUCAUGCAAGCCAGAAAACAGGUUCGGAUAUCCAACGUGUGAUUAUGCUGAAGUAGGGUGGGCUACAACCAUUGAGGAAGCUCAGCAUGUGUUCUGGAAGCAAGCUGACUUUGGCUAUGUCAAAGAGAGGAUAAAUGAGGUGAAGAUUCACUGCAAACCUAAGGCAAUGGGAGAUUCUUCGCUUGAAUGCUCUCGUUAUCUUCAGUAUUGCAGAGCAACAAAUUUGUACGUUGAUUUAAGAACUCCAGAGAGGAACCAUGAUAGAUUUAAUGAAGACUUCUUCAAGAGGGGCCAAAUUGGAGGUCACUGCACACUGGACGUUCAAAACUUCCUUGCUGAAGGGCAGCGGAAGAGCCCUCUACAGUCUUGGUUUGCUGAGCUCCAGACUUAUACAGAACUGAACUCCAGCUCUAUGGAAGAUGGCAGUUGUGAUGUCAUUAUUGACAAGUCAACGUAUUUCAUGAAGUUUGAUGCAGGUGUUAAUAUGUACCACCAUUUCUGUGACUUUGUCAAUCUUUACAUCACUCAGCAUGUUACAAACUUAUUCAGCACAGAUGUCAACAUUGUCAUGUGGGAUACUAGUGCCUAUGGAUAUGGAGACCUGUUCAGUGAAACCUGGAAGGCAUUUACGGACAACGAAAUAAUACAUUUGAAAGCAUAUGAUUCAAAGAGAGUCUGCUUCAAAGAAGCAAUUUUUACAUUAUUGCCUCGAAUGAGGUAUGGCUUAUUUUAUAAUACACCAUUGAUCUCUGGCUGUCAGGGUACAGGAUUAUUUAGAGCCUUUUCCCAGCAUGUGUUACACAGAUUAAACGUCACACAAGAAGGACCCAAGGGUGGGAAAAUCAGAGUUACAAUACUUGCCCGAAGUACAGAAUACAGGAAGAUAUUAAAUCAAAAUGAGCUUGCAAAUGCUUUGAAAACACUGUCAAUAUUUGAGGUCCGAAUAGUGAAUUACAAGUACAAAGAGCUUGAAUUUACGGAACAGUUGAAGAUCACACACAACUCCGAUAUAUUUAUUGGAAUGCAUGGAGCAGGACUUACCCAUCUUCUCUUUCUGCCAGACUGGGCUGUCAUCUUUGAACUGUACAACUGCGAAGAUGAACGCUGCUAUUUGGAUCUAGCAAGGCUGAGAGGGGUCCAUUACAUCACCUGGCAAAAGAAGGAUAAAGUGUUUCCUCAGGAUGAGGGGCAUCAUCCAACACUGGGAAAACAUCCGAAGUUUACAAAUUACUCCUUCAGUGUGGAAGAAUUUGUCCGCCUGGUUCUUUUGGCAGCUGAUCAUGUAUCUCAACAUUCCAAGUGGCCAUUUAGGAGAAAACACGACGAAUUCUAGGUCAAAUAUCAAGCCUUACAUAAUAUUUUAUACACUGAAGUGUUUUAAAAUGUCACCUGUUUUGACAUACAAUCAUAAAUAGCUAAUGUUUUUUUUUUUCUUGGAGAGAAAAGGGUUAAAGGUUAAGGAAUAGGAGUUGUAUGUUAUAUCUCCCUCCAAACAUGUCAUUUCUGUAUUUUUAUUUUCUUACUAUCCACUCUCUUCCUAAUUUUACUUGAGGAAUUUGCAUUAUGCAAGAUCUAUUUAUUAAGAUGAUGGUUUGCACUGCUUUCCUCCUAUUUAUUUUAGGCUUGGUCGCUCUCGUUGAUAGAAAGGGUCAGAAUUGUUUUAAU